Molecule: messenger RNA, 2918 nt
Organism: Zerene cesonia (dogface butterfly)
Lineage: Eukaryota; Metazoa; Arthropoda; Insecta; Lepidoptera; Pieridae
Product: solute carrier family 46 member 3-like
Exons: 8
Coding region: 261-2030 (589 amino acids)
Biological process (GO): transmembrane transport
Cellular component (GO): membrane
Molecular function (GO): transmembrane transporter activity
Source: RefSeq, a predicted model, not a curated record
CAAGUAGUUACAGUUUGGAUCAAACGCACGCAGGCGGCUCGGCUCUGCGGCGGAUUUCGCGACAGAUUUUGCGCGCGCGAUUUGUAUGUCAAAAUUGGAAAUCCAUUUAUCGAACGCCGACCAUAGAUAAAACAACAGAAAAAAGUAAUAAAAACAAAAAAAGUAUUGUUAAGAUAAACAAACAAGACUGAAUAAAUAAUAAUUUAAAGUGAGAUUUGACUGUGAUUAAAUAAUAAGCAACUGGGUACUUGACUGACGCUAUGGCUUUCGAUGCAAAGACAAAAGACAGAGAUGAAAAAACUUCAGAUGUAACACUUAAGGGAGGAAAUGACUUAGUCGCUACGAAGGAAAUGAAAAAUAAUUUUAUAAAGGGCAAAAUGGAAAAAGUGCAGCACGUUAAAGAAGAAACUCCAGAAGAUGAUUGGAGCGGUCUUAAUUUUUUCCAAAAAGCAAGACGAAUGAUGUCUUUGAUAACUGUUGAACCGAUAUUGGCUUGUUAUGUUAUGCCUUCUGUUCUGUCAGCACUCGCUACACAGAAUUUAUAUUUGGAAAAAGCGUGCAGAGUAAAUUUAGGUUUUGAGCACCACGUUUGUGAUGCUCUCACUAAAAGAGCAACGGCAAAUUACACCUUGGAAGAAGAAGCAGUUCAAACACUAGUAGCCUCAGUAGCUGGAUGGAAAACAGUUCUACAAUCGUUUCUGCCAUGUGGAAUAUUAAUAUUUUUAGGAGCGUAUAGUGACAGAGUGGGCCAGAGAAAGUUCUGUAUGUUGCUACCAAUUAUUGGAGAGUUUCUAACAAGCAUAGGUCUUAUUGUCAAUACUUACUUUUUCUACGAAUUGCCGGUAGAAGUAGCAGCGGUGACGGAAGCUAUAUUCCCAGCAUUAACCGGCGGAUGGUUUACUAUGUUUAUGGGUGUGUUUAGUUAUAUAGCUGAUGUGACAACUGAAGAACAGAGAACGUUACGGAUAGGCAUAGUGAACUUAUUUUACUCCUUAGGGGUGCCCGUCGGAGCCGCGCUCAGUGGAAUCUUAGUGCGGAAAAUAGGUUUAUAUGGUGUUUUUUCUUUGAGUGCUACAUUGUAUAUUCUGAGUUUCAUCUAUGGUUUCUACAGGAUAAAAGAAGUCAAGCGGACCGAUUUGGAUGUGAAACCAGCAAAGAACUGUUGGGAAUGGCUCAAAGAUUUCUUCGACACGAAAUACGUGAAGGAUACCAUGAUGGUCGCAUUCAAGCCUGGUCCUAAUAAUAGAAGACUUCGUGUUAUUAUGUUGGUCGUUGUACUAUGUGUAGUUAUCGGUCCUAUUUAUGGUGAAAUGUCAGUGAUGUACCUGUUUACAAGAUAUCGAUUUAACUGGAACGAGGUGGAUUUUAGCAUGUUCUCUACUUAUGCCAUGUGUACUUCAUUAGUCGGAACUCUCUUUUCGGUGGGAGUAUUCAGCCAUCUUUUGAAAUUUGAUGAUGCAAUCAUUGGAGUUAUAUCUUGCACCAGUAAGAUAUUGUCAGGUUUCAUGUAUGCUUUUGCAACGAAAACUUGGCAUAUUUACAUUGCACCCCUCAUUGAAAUAUUUAACGGAACAUCUUUCAUAGCUAUGAGGUCCAUGGUUUCAAAAUUGGUGGAGAAGGAUGAGUUGGGCAAAGUGAACUCUUUCUUCGGCUUGGCUGAAGCAAUGAUGCCUUUAGUAUAUGCGCCAAUGUACACCACAGUUUACACGGCGACAUUAAAAACUUUCCCGGGAGCAUUCUUCCUGUUAGGAGGCGGCCUUACCGUGCCCGCUGUACUUAUAUUUUUAUGGCUAUAUUUGGCUAACAAAAAGUACAUCGCAACAGAACAAGCCAAUGAUACUGAAAAAGAAAAUGCGAAAUUUGAAGAAAAAUCUAUGAAGAAUGGACUAGAAAAUAAAGCGUUUGAAAGCGAUGAGAAAGAAAAAAAUAAUAUUGACAGUGGCAAUAUAGCAGACACAGACAAUGUUGCCAGCCAAUCACAAAUAGAAAUAGGUUUUACUGAAAGUAUGCUAUGUACUAGUAAGUUGUAAAACUUGCUUAAAUAAAUACAGUAAACAAGGUAGAUGUAUAGUUUAGUGAAAUUGUGUACUUCUGUGAUAUAGUAUUUAUAUUUUAAGCGUAGCAAUAAAUACUUUAUACCCUAAGCGACCUGAUAACGUUGCUUUCUUUUGACACUUAAAUUAAAACUGAGUAUUCCGUCUCCUUGGUACAGUAAUUUUAUGGCCCUAAUUCGGUCCCAGUGGACAUAGAGAAAAAAAAAGUCGGUCUUAAAUUUGGAUAGCGGGCUCAAAUACUGAUCAGUAGUCAACUAAGUAAUGUCAGUAAAAAGCAUCGAGCAGUAAAAUACGUAAAACGCAUCAGGCCACAGAAGGGGAUAAAUUAAAUUAUUGAUUUAAUUAUUAAUUACAUUUGUUCUAGAAUGAUAGAAAAGAUUUUAUUUUCAUGACUUGAUGUUAAAAAAAAAACUCUUUUAUACUGAAUUUGAAUGCAACAAAAUUUUGCUUUUAAAUGUGGACAAUAAACGAAAUGUAAAUUGAUCCAGUAUUUGAAAAUAUCUUAAUUGGACACACAUAUACACACGUCCUUGUUUCAUAUCAUUUGGACAUGAAAUAUGACAUGCAAAAAAUUGUGAAUAUCAAUGGCUGUUGAUAUAUUACCUACUCUUUAGUCUUAAAUUACUAUGUGAUAAUUUAUUAUUAAUAAUAAUUAUACUUACUAGUACUUAAGCAACAUGUUAAUCAUAUAAAUCAAUCAGUAUUUCUCAUUCUAAGAAUAUAAAUUUAUUUAUCAUGUAUUGUUCUAAUAACAAUGUUUAGCAUAUACUGCUUCACUUUUUAUAUUAAAUAAAAUAUACGUGUAACUUAUUAAAAUCCAUUUCAAAUAUUUCUUUAGCAAUGAAGUUUUUUCAUAAAAUUCGA